Stomoxys calcitrans (stable fly) is the source of this 2606-nucleotide messenger RNA. Its product is annotated as probable chitinase 10. Gene Ontology annotation, biological process: carbohydrate metabolic process; chitin catabolic process. NCBI's taxonomy places the organism in Eukaryota, Metazoa, Arthropoda, Insecta, Diptera, Muscidae. Bases 51 to 2567 code for a protein of 838 amino acids. Gene Ontology annotation, molecular function: chitinase activity; chitin binding. The transcript is spliced from 12 exons. The record is from RefSeq and is a predicted model, not a curated record. Gene Ontology annotation, cellular component: extracellular region.
UCUUUUUCAAACAUUCCAUAUUUAAAAAAUUUUGUUCGGACAUCCGUGAAAUGUUUAAAUUUCUGUUUUUCUUAACAAUUUUCACACUAUGUGACAUUUUGCAAGCUGUGGAAACUGACAAAAUGAUCAACUGCUACUAUGGCUCUUGGAAUCACAAUGAUCAAUUUCGAAAGCAUCUGGAGCCCAAGGAUAUUAAUCCGUAUCUGUGCACUCAUAUCAGUUAUGGUUUCUUUGGCAUAUCUAGCGUGGGAGCCUUUACUGUUUUAGAUAUAAAUCGCGAUCUCAAUUUGGGUUAUCUUGAUCACACUCUUGCCUUGAAAUGGAGAAAUCCCGAAUUGAAAAUGAUUGCUGUUGUUGGUGGUCCUAGUGUUAGUUCCAAACUCUUCUCUCGUGUGGCUGCAAUGCCCGAUUUAAGAUCCACUUUCCGCCAUACAGCAUUGGCGUUUUUACAAGCCCAUGGUUUUGAUGGCCUCGAUUUGCAUUGGUUGUACCCUGGUAGCGAAGGCAUGUCGGGAGAUUUUGGUUAUUUUGUUACACUCUUGAAGGAAUUGAAGGAAGCCCUUUCACCCUUGAAAAUGGAGUUGGGUAUAUCAGUGAGUGGUAAGGUUAGCAUCGCCCGCAAUUGGUAUGAUAUACCCAACAUAGUGAAAUAUGUGGAUUUUAUUAAUGUCAUGGCCUACAACUACACCAGUGGCAAUAGGCUGACACAUGAUGCUCCGCUUUUUGGACGGGGCGAUGACAAUGUGGAAGCUACUAUAAAUUUUUGGAUUGACAAAGGAGCCCCUGCCUCUAAGCUUAACUUGGGUGUAGCAUUUGUGGCACACAGCUAUAUUCUAUGGGAUUCCCAGGAUAUUCGCACAGAAACUGCCGUCGAUACUGAAUGGCCUUUUUCCAGUGUUGAGCCCGAGUUCAAACCCUAUGGUCAAAUAUGUCACAUUGAAUAUAUGAAAUUGAUAUUUAAUACCUCCUACGGUUUCGAUGGUGAGGUAGGAGCAAGUUUUGUACAAGAUCAAGUUACUUGGACCAGCUAUGAGUCGCCUCGUAGUCUGGAAAUGAAAAUGGACUUUGUUCUUCAAGAGCGGCUGCGUGGUGUCAUGAUUUGGUCUUUGCAAAAUGAUGAUUAUCUGGGUAAAUGCUAUGAGGAUUAUGCCAUGUUGCAGGUGAUAAAUCGGAAACUGGAUAAUCGCUUUCAAUGUCAGCCGAAUAUUUGUUGUAUAAAGUCUAUAAAGUUAAGAAAUUUUUGUUUUAAAAUUAACGAGGGGCAGUGGUCGCACAAUGGGCUGGACUGGCCUUCGCGUGAAUUUAUCUUUCGGGUUCAUACUUGUUCUGUGGAAAAGAAUUCUUCCUCCUAUAGUAAAAUGAACCAAUUGAUUUUUCUUCUUAUAACUCUGGCUCUUUGUGGCCUUUCAGAGACUGUAAUAACAAAUAAAAUGAUCAAUUGCUACUAUGGCGUAUGGUCAUUCAAACGCCCCACUGGUGCCAGGCUAGGACCGGUGGAUAUUGAUCCGUAUUUGUGUACUCAUAUCAGCUAUGCCUACUUUGGCAUCUCCGAUGAGGGUUUGUUCACUGCUUUACAGCCCAAACGGGGUUUGCUGAAUCGUACCAUUAACUUGAAAUGGAGAAAUCCUGAACUGAAAUUAAUAGCCGUUUUCGGUGGUCCUGAAGUAGACUUGCAGCAUUUCCUUAAAAUGAAAUCUUAUGAUUGUAAAAAAUUUUUAAUUUUUCGAGAUUCUAUGUCAUCAUUUCUGCUAGAGAAUGGAUUUGAUGGUGUAGACUUACAUUGGCUAUUGGAAAAAAGUGGGAAUGAGUUACCGCAAAAAAAUGAAUUCACUGAUAUGUUGCGAGGUUUUAAGCAGGGAUUAGCUGGCAUUGGCCUUACGGUCGGUGUUACAGUAAGUGGUGAAAUAAGCUAUGCUCGCAUGGCUUAUGAUGUCAAAGCUAUUGCCAAAAUUGCGGACUACAUCAACAUUAGAAGUUACAAUUACAGUCACGAUACCUGGGCAACACAUGACGCUCCCCUCUGGGGAACAGAUGAAUACAAUGUAGAUCGAACAAUUCAAUAUUGGCUAGAGAAUGGAGCUCCUGCUUCAAAACUCAAUGUGGGUGUAGCUUUCACCGGACGCAGCUUCCAAAUAAAGCCUUUAGAACAUUUAGAGACUAAAACUGUUGCCAUUGGUCCUGGUAUAUCAGGCCUCUAUACCCGAGAGAAGAACUACAUGUCCUACCAUGAGCUGUGCAAAAUACAAAAGAGACUCAAAAGAUUGCAGCCCAAGGCCUUGGGAUUUGAUACGAUUGAUGGUGCAUCUUUUAUGCAAUUUCGUGACUAUUGGUGGAGUUAUGAGAAUGCCCAAAGUCUAGAACUAAAGCUGGACUAUUUGUUGGAACAUCAAUUGGGUGGCAUUAUGAUAUGGUCCUUGGGCAAUGAUGACUUCAAUGGCCGAUGUGGACCUAAUUUUCCUUUGUUACAAUUCAUUGUUAGAAAAUUAGAUGAUCGAUAUGAAUGUUUAAGGGGACGUUGUUGUAUAAUCACAAAGAACCUAGUGCAACUUUGUUUUGAGGCAUAUUAGAAGAUUUAAGGAAUGAAUAAAAGUGUAAUACAUAGUAGA